Marchantia polymorpha subsp. ruderalis is the source of this 2542-nucleotide messenger RNA. NCBI's taxonomy places the organism in Eukaryota, Viridiplantae, Streptophyta, Marchantiopsida, Marchantiales, Marchantiaceae. The record is from the annotation of a GenBank genome assembly.
CUCGAGUGCGGAUUCAUCGUGCACCUGGUGGCACAUUUCGCGGCUUUCGCCAUCGGAAAAGGCCGACAUCGGCCGAGGAAACGGUCUUGAGGUGCCACAUCCCAAUCACCUUAUCGCCGAUUUGCACAGAUGGCAAUCAUUGGCCGAUCCCCCAGACUUCCCCGAGCUGGUCAUGGUGCUAUCAUGGCGUGCCCGACGGAAUUGACAGCCACUCCGACUAUCUUUGGGCUAUACUCGGCGGCGUGAUAUCAGGUGUCGUGGACUCGAUCCCCCCGCAACACCCCUUCACGGUCUGCUGCAUUCAAAGCUGCUCCUCCUUCCCGACGAUAAAACCAACUGACCUUGCUCUCUCUUUCCAUCGUCACCACCAGCUCCUCCACUGUUCCGCCAACCUCCGAGUUCGAAAUCGUUCCCUAGCUCAGCCCAAAGUAUCCUGAGAGCUGAAACAUCCGCCACCAUCACCGUCAGAGAGCUUCGCAUCUGGAGCAAGAAGCUCGUGGCUUUCACUGCCCGACUGCCAUUCUUAGAAGCAAUUCUUAGCAAUGGUGGGAUUCAGGUGUAGGAAUGUGUGUGCAUUGGUGGUGAUAGUGUCACUGGGGCUCAUGAUGGGCUCUUUCCUGCCCACGAAUGCAGCUGAUGAGGUCGUUCAUCACCAUCGGACUGAGUUCAGGCAUCCUACUUCCACGGUGAAGCGGUUGGCUAAUGUCGGGGGAUUCAAGCUGGUGGACGAGCCAACUCUGAUUCUGGACUACCAUUUCGGGCCCGUGAUGACAGGCAGGGAGAACAUGAUCAAGCUUUUCGUGAUAUACUACGGAGAUUUCUCGGCGAAGCAAAAGGCCACACUCCACUCAUUCUUCAGAUCGUUCUGGCACCCAAAGACGCAGCCUCCAGCUAGCCAUCCCACCGUGGAGAAGUGGUGGCAGAUCGCUCGUUUGUACGUGGACUUGUACAACACUCCCGUGGGAGCUAACAUUGUUGCCGCAGGAGAGAUCGUCGACAAGUACUCGAUGGGCAAGAACCUGAACCAGACUGACAUUCAGACGCUUGUCGUGGACUCCAUGACGACCUUCGGGGCCGACGCGCAGUCCAUUUACCUAGUCCUCACGGCUGACGAUGUCCUUGUGGAAGGAUUCUGCAUGAAUGUCUGCGGCACGCACUACUACACCUUCCCUUCCGAUGCCACCAACUCGCAGAUGGUCCCCUACGGCUGGAUCGGAAACCCAGGCAAGCAGUGCCCGGAAUUCUGCAGCUGGCCUUAUGCCGCAGGUGGUGGUCUCCAGAAGGGCCUCAUCCCUCCCAAUGGCGACGUCGGCGUCGAUGGAAUGAUCAUCACUGUAGCCAACAUUCUCGCUGGAAUGGCCACCAAUCCUUAUGGCAAUGCCUACUACCAGGGCGACGCAGGGGCUCCCCUGGAGGCUGCGGGCGCCUGCCAAGGCACUUACGGCACUGGUGCUUAUCCCGGCUACCCUGGUGAGCUGCUGGUCGACAACUCCACGGGUGCUAGCUUCAAUGUCUACGGAGCGAAGAAUGCCAAAUUCCUCGUGCCCUGGAUAUGGCACCCAUCCACUCUUCAGUGUGCGGGCCAGGUUUGAGAACCAUACCAAUGUGGAGCACCUCCGAGACAGCGCGGUCUCCACUAUCACCUCAUAUACGAUCAUGUCAGUGGGUCCUUAGGAUCCCGUUCCGAAUUCGUGACCUGCGCAUUUGCAGACGAGUUUUGAUACAUUCUGUCUUAUGAUCACAUCCUCUGGUACCGUGACUGCAUUUCAGGCACUCAAGACCCACGGUAAGGCUAGCACUACUGCCGACAUGAGAACUGCAACUUCGAUCGAGUCGAUUGGUUGCACGUUAACUUUGCGCUCGAUUUCGCUUCAUCACCAUCACUUUAUAUUAUGGUUGUACAUACAUUAUAUGAGAUUAGGUAGAGCUAUAUUUUUGUUGCCGAGAAUUGAUUCUUAUCGAGAAGCCAGAAAUCUGAAGCGUCUCUAGCAGUGACAGCCAAGGCAUUGAUGGGCAAUAUAAAUUGUUUCUUUGAACCAUGCGCUACUUUGGUUCUCAAGAGCAAACAUAGCUCACAGCACAUGUGCUAUAGGUGGUCGUACCCAGCAGCUAUCAAAUGAAAGUGCUGUUGCUCGAAAUUAGUUGAAUACAAUUUUACGAAAUCGUUUCCUCUUCAAUCCUGUACCUCGCCAUCACCGACUACUUUGCUUUUAUCUGGAUAUACAUGUCGAGCCACUGAAAGCUACGAAUGGAUAGUCUUGACGCCCAAGUAGCCUAACCUUGGCAGUACUCCAAUUGUGUAUCAUUCGGACAUUUUCGUUUCCUGUCAAUUCACAGAACGAUAAAGACCAUUGCAAUGUUGCAAAUGUACAGACUGGAUCGUACAUCAUGGAACGAAACUGACAUGUGCACACUCUAUUCUUGCAGUUACCGAGUGCAGAACCUUACAACUUGAUGUCUGCCAUAUUAUCGGUGGAAGUGUAAGGUAACCUAAUAUAACAAUUAUGCGUCAUUAUUGUGUCCUAAACUAAAAUAGUCAACC